UUCACUCACUUCCUGCAGCUUCCGGUCUCGUUUUCACCCGCCGCCGCCGUCCGCGGUACCUUCGCCCCCUCUUUGCCCCGACCCUUACCUGUCCCUUCACCCCCUAUCCGGCGGGUCUCUACCCCUCUUCCCUCCCGCCCCCUCGGGCCACGCGCCGCUUCUCCAUCCCCUCCUUCCGCUCCCGGGCUCGCGCCUCGCGGAGCCGUUUCCCCGGGAGACCGGCUCAGCCCAGCCCUCCGCCGCCACCGGCUCCCCGGCCGCCGGGGCCUGGCGAAGCCUCCGGGCCUCCUCCGCAGCGGCGCGCCCUCGGGGGAACGGGGAGGCCGGGGCCGGGCUCACUCGGCUUUGUGUGUGUGUCUCCCACACCGCCUCGUCGCCGUCGUCCUCCGGCCGCCCCCCAGCCCGGGACAUGCCUCGGCCGGGGUCGGCUUGGGCGGCCGCCCUCCUGCUGCUGGCGCUCGCGCUGGGGCCUUGCGGCUGCUCGGAAAUCACCUUCGAGCUGCCAGACAACGCCAAGCAGUGCUUCUACGAGGACAUCACCCAGGGCACCAAGUGCACCCUCGAGUUCCAGGUGAUUACUGGUGGUCAUUAUGAUGUAGAUUGCCGGUUGGAAGAUCCUGAUGGUAUGGUGUUAUACAAAGAAAUGAAGAAACAGUAUGAUAGUUUUACCUUCACUGCAUCCAGAAAUGGAACGUACAAAUUUUGUUUCAGCAAUGAGUUCUCUACUUUCACACACAAAACUGUGUACUUUGAUUUUCAAGUUGGAGAAGAUCCACCACUGUUUCCCAGUGAGAACAGAGUCAGUGCUCUUACACAGAUGGAAUCUGCUUGUGUUUCAAUUCAUGAAGCUUUGAAGUCUGUCAUCGACUACCAGACUCAUUUCCGACUAAGAGAAGCUCAAGGACGCAGCCGGGCAGAGGAUCUAAAUACCAGAGUGGCCUAUUGGUCUGUUGGAGAGGCCAUCAUUCUUCUUGUUGUUAGCAUAGGGCAGGUAUUCCUUCUGAAAAGCUUUUUCUCAGAUAAAAGAACCACAACAACCCGAGUUGGAUCAUAACUAGUGUUUGAGAAUUGAUCCACUAUACAUCUGUAAAUGUUGCUGUUUUCCAAUUAAUAGUAGGUACCGAAGAACUUAAUAUUGGCAAUAUUUUAAAAACCUCUUUACCCCCUUACAUUUGUGGUGGGGAAAAUGCAACAUAUAUCCCUAAACCAUGGGAUAGGACACCUUUUUAUUUGAAAAACUUGAAAAACUUCAGAAUUGUUUGAGGCUUUUCAUGUUAAAUAUCCAACACAAAUGUUCUACCCUUUUCCCCAGUUGUUUGUAUUCAUUCUUUUCACUCGAAACUUUGUCAUUUUGAUUCUUGAUCGGUAUGACUACUUCUGUCAUAGGGAACUGAUGCUUUAAAGAUAACUUAUAUUGAGGAGGAAGAAAACAGCCCUUUUAAUAGUUUAGGCAUGGAUUUUUGUUUUUUAAACCAAUGUGAUGAACUGUAGGCUAAGCCCUGUACUGCACUUUUGAUUUGUUAUGAAAAAGUACCAGUUACAUAGUUUUGAUUCAGUUUUGAGUUGAUAUAUCAUGGUAUAAAUUGUUAUUCUUCAAUUGCCUGUAGAGUAGCAGGUUUUAUACUCGUUCUGUGGUUUGUGAAACUAUAAAAAACACUUGAGUUUUUCAGUAAUGGUAGAAUUGAAACCUUAGAGAUUUUGAUUGAAGACACUGAAAAAUAAUAGAGCUAUAAUUAGAGAGAAUUUUUUAUAACUUUGCCACAGACAUCACAAUGUCUAUAUUUUCUUUUGCCUUUAUAAUGACUGACUUUAUCUGUGGCUACCUUGAUUUUAGAUAUAUCAGGUUAAUUAUAAUUUUUUGAGCUAUUUAAAAUCUAAUUUGACAUUUUCAUUAUUAGCAUUACACAAUGCUGUACAUUUAGUAAGUAUUAGGCAAUGAUACUUUUUCUCCCUUGAACUUAGAACUGGAACCGCAAUUGUUUAUAUUUGGUUAUUGGUCAUGAAAUAAUGACAGAAAAGGUUCAAAGUGUUUUAUGUGUUAUUUUUUCAUCCUAGUAAGUGGUUUGCAUUGGUUUCAUUGCUUAUACCUUGAAUAGAUGUUGUGUUACAUGCCUUUAUUGAGCUGCAAUGGGCAUUUUUCUUUGAAACAGAAAAAAUAUCCUUUUGUAAAUCAAAACUCUCAUUAAGAUUAGUUUCCUCUGUCCUAGAAUGGAAUCGUUUUGCCAUGUCUAUAAUGCUAAGCCAAAAAUCUACAAAUAGUUAAAAAACCUUUUUCUAAUGUUAAAAAAAGUUGUUUGUUCCCCCAUGGCUUUGUAUGAGAAUGAGUGCUAUAUCAAAAAUGUGAUUGGUGAAUACCUGUGGCAUCUGAUACUACAGAGUACUAAUUGGACAGCAUUCUGGUCAGUUACCAUCAACCAGAAAUUGCCAGUUCUUAAUUCUGAGAGCUUUUUUUUUUUUUUAAUGCAAACACAUUUCCAGCAAGUUUUUCGUUUCUUCCAAGAGGGGAAAAAAGUUGCCAUAGUGGUUAACUUUCAGUACCACAACAUAGCAAAAGCAUUUGCUAAAUGAAUCUUGCAUGAUUUAAAUCCUUAAGUUUAGAUUUUUCAAGGCAAAACAGAAUUGCAUGUAACAAGAUCUGGACAAAGAUCUAAAGUUGUAGAUUUGUUCAUGAGAACUGUGGUGCAGAUUGUUAGACUUCAUUUGGAUUUGAUUUCAACCUAAUAAACAUCCUAUGCACAAUAUUAAUGCACUUGGCAAAAGCAUAGGUGUACUUUAAUACAUCCUUUUCAUAUUGCUUCUUUGUUCUGUUCUGUCCAUCAGAUCCUUUAUUAGGCAAUAAGUGUUUGUGUCUGUGUGUGUAUAUACGCACACAACACACAAAUAUAUAUACAUGGAGUAGUAAGGUACCAGAAUAUUUCAGGUUUGUCAAAAGACCGGAAUCGUUUAAUCUGUGCCCCUAAAAAAGUUCAUUAUUUAAAAUACUGAAAUACGCUAAAUUUUAUGAAACCAGCAUUUUUUCUUCUAUUUUUGGAGAAAAACAAAAUUUAAAGUAGUUAUAAACCAAGACUUGGUCCACAAAAUAUUUAAAUUAAUAAGUUAAUUUUUGAUGUUUGUUUACUUUCCUGACUUGUGUGUGUAUAUGUAUAUUAGAAAAUAUACAUCUCUAUAUAUAGACACAUGCUAGUUGAACGGUUUUUUUCUUCCAUUAAAAAUGCUUGGUCUAUUGAGUCAUAAAGAAAAAUUUGAAGCCAAUUCUUUCAUCCUUUCAACUUUCUCUAAUAGUUUGAAAAUUCCCAGAUGUUUGCUUGGACACAUGGCACAGGAUGCAUAUUUAAACAUUCAUAGUUGUAUAUAUUUUUUUAAAUAGCUAAUGGAAAGGGAUUUAAUAUACAAGUUUAUAUGCUAAAACAUCAACUUGUGAAGUAAACAUCUUAAAAUAUUGUUUUGCUGAUAAAAUCUAAACAUUUUUGUGUUAAAAGAAGGAGUGGUUGAGGUAUGUGAUUGAGAAAGGUCACCCAAAGCUUGACAGACAAUAUUAAACUUUCAAUACAAUGAACUGAAAAACAGUUUUUAAAACUAUUCUUUGAAAGAUUUGUUUGUUUAAAUCCUUGUGUAUUGUCAGUUCCUAUUUCAGUUUGUAACUGUUUAACAUUUAUAGUUUGGAUGAAACAAAGCAGACCCUUUGAAUAUUGUUUUGGAAAAAAUUAAAACAAAUUAAUAUAUGAA
Messenger RNA from Dromiciops gliroides (monito del monte), 3726 nucleotides. RefSeq names its product transmembrane p24 trafficking protein 7 (gene TMED7). Bases 410 to 1054 code for a protein of 214 amino acids. Lineage: Eukaryota; Metazoa; Chordata; Mammalia; Microbiotheria; Microbiotheriidae. Gene Ontology annotation, cellular component: endoplasmic reticulum; Golgi apparatus; endoplasmic reticulum-Golgi intermediate compartment. The transcript is spliced from 3 exons. The record is from RefSeq and is a predicted model, not a curated record. Gene Ontology annotation, molecular function: protein kinase binding. Gene Ontology annotation, biological process: positive regulation of canonical NF-kappaB signal transduction; positive regulation of myeloid dendritic cell cytokine production; positive regulation of cytokine production involved in inflammatory response.